AUGUCUAACCACCUCGACGCACCAUUGUCGACGCAACCUGACUGGCAGGGACAGUAUUCGUACUUGGCCCCCGAAAGCAGCAUCUUCUCCCAACCGUACGAAGCCAGAAAUGAGAGCGCGGGUGCUUCGCAGCCGCGAUCUACCGCUGGUGGGCCUGGCGAGCUGGACGUCUCUGUGAAGCCGGAUGCAAGCUCGCCCGAAGCCCAUCCAAAGAGUCUAGAGGCCCUAUCACCAGUCAUCAAGCAACGAUCUCCCUCCGUGGAGCAGCCUGAACAACACCAGCUUGAGGCCUCGACACCAAAAGCAGCAACGUCUCCAGCACAGGAGCCUCACUCGAUGGCUCAGGACUCUUCCAGCUUUCCAAUGGCAUCGACGCAAGCAGCCUCUGCGGUCCAAAUGGGCCAAGAGCCGGCGAGCUCGUCCGUCCCAAUCACCAGCGAGGAAGAGACAGUCCUCCUGAAGGAAGAGGAUGAUGAUGUCUUUGACGACGAUGACAUGGAUGGCGACGAGAAUCCUCUUACCCACCAGCAGACUCGUUUUCUGAUGAGCGAGUUCGCAAAGCAGCCGCAUCCUGACGCAGCCCACAGGGAACGCUUGUCUCGAGAAAUCCCUGGUCUGAGUCCUCGACAGGUCCAGGUUUGGUUCCAGAACCGCCGUGCCAAGAUCAAGCGACUUACGGCGGAUGAUCGUGACCGCAUGAUCAAAAUGCGAGCAGUGCCUGACGACUUUGACAACGUGCAGGCUCUUCACUCACCAUACGGCGCGGUCCAUGCGCUUGGGGCCCCAAUGGCUUCACCUGUUGAGUUCGGCUCCUCUGCAUACACCGACCACAUGAUGAGACCUUUGAUGGUGGACGUGCGACGAAGCGAGGCAGAGGACCACAUGUCGCCCACCGGUCUGAGCCCAGCUUUUGGAAACAUCGGUUUCAGCGCCUCGGCUUCAUUAAGCAACUCUGAUAUACUGUCUCCCAUGUCCCCUACGGCCAACGACCACCGAUACGGAUACAGCAGUCACCUCUCGCCCACGAGUGCUGGGCACCGACCAACAAAUGCCUUUGGUCGACAGACCAGUCUCGACCAGUCCAUGAUGCAUGGCCGACAACACGCUCGUCCGCUUCAACCGCUCCAUCUUCGCGAGACGCUGUCAAGGUCACGCUCCGACAAUCUGCAGUCACCUCUCCGGUCCGGCAUGUCAUGGAAAGGAGACUCGAUAGAUUACACCACCUACGCCGGUGGCAGUUCUAGCCCACAGAUGAGCGGUCGUCAACAAUCAGUCUACCAGCCGGAACAACUGACUAGCGGCACCUCAGGCCCCAGCGGCAUCGGCUACGACUCGGCCUCGUAUUCCAGUCACGCUUCUCAGUCUCCGCCCAACAUCAACUACUCCAGCUACCAACCCUCCAGCUUGCAGUCCACUCAGAACAGACUGCGAAACAGAGCCUCCUCGGCGACAUUCCCCCUGGGGCUCGAUCUUCGCAACCAGUAUAGAUCCUCCUCGCUCCACUCUGCCAGCAGCCGCGACCUCUCCUCCGCCACAUCGCACUUCAGCGGCACCUCUGCACCGAGCUACACAGCGAGCUACCCCUCCGCACCCCUGACUGCACCCAUGGACUUUGCACUUCCCCGCACUCCCGGCACCGCAAGCGCCGGCCCCCGAUCGGGUGUCCACGACUACUCGAUGCCUCAGAUGAGCGCACCCAUUGCGCCUCCACAUGAUUUUGCCCAGGCGUUCCAAGGCGCCAGCGUUAGGACCCCAAUGCGAGACACUUUUACUGGUGGUCACCAGGCGACUGAGCACCGCAGCGAGUACGGCACAGAUUUUGGAUCUGAAUCGGCCUUGAAGAGGAAGAGAAGCUUCACCAUGCCUGGAGGCGGGCCAGCUUCUCGGCCUGGAGCAUACGGCAACUCGACCUGA
This is a messenger RNA of Verticillium dahliae VdLs.17, 1914 nucleotides long. RefSeq lists its product as uncharacterized. Gene Ontology annotation, biological process: cell differentiation; anterior/posterior axis specification; regulation of transcription by RNA polymerase II. NCBI's taxonomy places the organism in Eukaryota, Fungi, Ascomycota, Sordariomycetes, Glomerellales, Plectosphaerellaceae. Bases 1 to 1914 code for a protein of 637 amino acids. The record is from RefSeq and is a predicted model, not a curated record. Gene Ontology annotation, cellular component: nucleus. The transcript has 4 exons. Gene Ontology annotation, molecular function: DNA-binding transcription factor activity; RNA polymerase II transcription regulatory region sequence-specific DNA binding.